CCAGUGAUACUAUACCCCGUCGCCGACGAUGGAGACGUUCGCGCGCAAAGCUGGAUUGAAGGUGUUCGAGAAGCACCUCGAGCAGUACAAGCCCGCCGACCCGCUGUACGAGUACUAUACGGAUAAGAAGGGAAGGCAGAAGCGGAGAAAGCGGGAGCUCCCGCCAGGCCUGUCGAAGCGCGACGCCCGCAUCCUCAAGUCCGUCAAACGACGAGCGCAUUAUCUGGACAAGGGAUUCAAGCUCUGCGGCUUCCAGUUUGGCUGGACUUUCGUCAUCGGCAUCAUACCCGGCGCCGGCGACAUCGCGGACGCCACGCUCAACUACGUUCUCGUCCUGCGCAAAUGCCAGCAGGCCGACCUUCCGUCGUGGUUAAUGCGCAAGAUGCUCGUGAACAACCUCGUAUCCGCCGGGGUGGGGCUCGUGCCACUGGUCGGUGACGUCGUCCUCGCGCAGUGGAAGGCCAACUCGCGCAACGCGCUUCUACUCGAAGAAUUCCUGCGAAUCCGCGGCGAAGAGUUCCUGGCCCAACAAGCCUCCCCGAACCGGCCCAACGCGAGCACGCACGCGGCCGUCGUCAGGCCCGGCGCGGGGCUCCAGCCGGGCGAGACGAUCCCGCAUCCGGACCCGAAGACGGACGCGAUCCCGGCCGACAAGGUCCCCGCCGCGGACCGCGCCGCUAUCGCGGGGAAGGAGGCCGCGGUCGACAGGGGCACGGGCCAGGCGGCUACGACCGACUCGACGGCCGCGACGGAGGGCGUCGGCGCGGGUGUGCAGCCGUCGUCGUCGUCCGGGAGCUGGUGGAAGGGGAAGGGAAAAGGGAAGGAAAAGGAAAAGGCGGCGGCGAAGCCGGGGGACAAGGGCAAGUUUGUCGAGCAUGUGAAUCGAUGAAUUCGUGUGGUUAGUACCCUAUAUACCCUCUCGAUGUCGGUGGUCUUUCAGCGUAUGGAACGUACGGUCGUGGUAUCGAUGUAUGAUCCGCUGCGCUUGCACAUGAUCUCUACUUUUACGGCCCAAAAGACAAUCCUGGC
Molecule: messenger RNA, 1029 nt
Organism: Punctularia strigosozonata HHB-11173 SS5
Lineage: Eukaryota; Fungi; Basidiomycota; Agaricomycetes; Corticiales; Punctulariaceae
Exons: 5
Coding region: 29-889 (286 amino acids)
Source: RefSeq, a predicted model, not a curated record